This is a messenger RNA of Naumovozyma castellii, 1503 nucleotides long. Its product is annotated as protein kinase subunit beta. Lineage: Eukaryota; Fungi; Ascomycota; Saccharomycetes; Saccharomycetales; Saccharomycetaceae. The record is from RefSeq and is a predicted model, not a curated record. The transcript has a single exon. Bases 1 to 1503 code for a protein of 500 amino acids.
AUGGGGAAUAAUUCAAGUCAUCCAUUAAAGACUAAUAGGGACCUACCGCACCCGCCGCCGCCACAACAACAAGGGACCUCAUUGGUUAGUCCCAAUCAUACUUCAAAUACAUCUUCCAGACGGUCCUCUAAUGGGAUGUCAAUACGGAAUGGUUCAUCGAUUAAGAAAUCCAAACCUAUAGAUAUUAAGAGAAGGGAUGGAGAUUUUCCAUCAGAGACGAUACCCUUGAAGGAAACUCCAAUAGAUUUCCCCAAGUUGAGCUCUGUUGGAAAUGAGGAUGAGCAUAUUACAGCUGCAAGGUCGACUGAGAGCCAUACAAAUGAGAAUUCGUCCUUCUCAGAAAACACGCCGGUGGAGAAAAGGUCAAGAAAAUCUACAUUGAUAUUAAGGGACGAGGACGAAUUAAAGAUGUUCCCCAGUAGAGACGAAAGGAGUUUAGAUUCCGGGAAUGAAAGUUUAAUAAAUGCGGAAACAGAAGAACAACCCAAGGAUAAAGAUUUUGUGAACAUUAAUAAUGAUGAACGUGAAAUAGAAGAAUCGUUAAAGAGCCUUAGCUUAAAGGAUAAUGACCAGAGUGAGAAUCCUAUUGAAAAAGAUGAAGAUAAAAUACAGGAUACUGAUGUCUCCAAUGAUACGUCUAAAAUUGAAACCCCCGCCGAGGUGGCUAAUAAGCAACCUGAAAUGUACCCUGUAGAGAUUACAUGGAAACAAGGCGGUGAUAAAGUUUAUGUUACUGGGUCGUUUACAGGAUGGAGGAAAAUGAUUAGUUUGAUACCUGUACCAGAUAAGCAAGGUCUAUUCCAUGUUAAAUUGCAAUUACCAGCGGGGACGCACCGGUUCAGAUUUAUUGUAGAUAAUGAAUUAAAAUUUAGUGAUUUCUUACCCACAGCCACAGAUCAAACGGGGAAUUUUGUGAAUUAUUUAGAAGUUAAACCUCCUCCACCUCCAGUGCCCGCAGGUCAAUCAUCAGAUUCAAAGAGUUCAUCUGAGAGGAAGAGAAGACGAUCAUCUGUUAGUUCUCGAAAGAGUAAAGCUUCGGAGAAGGAUGGGAAAGGUGGUAUGGAACCAAUGAGUGCUAGAUCUCGAAUUCCUAUGGAAAUUCGGAAUGAUCCAGAUGAUUUUGGAGACGGAUACUCACGGUUUGUUCAUGAAGAAUCCUCUACACCCAAUUUUGAAUAUACACAAGAAAUACCGACUGUGUUUACGGAUCCGAAAGUGAUGGAAGAAUAUUAUCUGACACUGGAUAGGAAGAAGAAUAGUAACAGUAGCAGUCUACAAUGGUUAACGCCACCUCAACUACCACCACAUUUAGAAAAUAUCAUAUUGAAUUCUUCACAAGAUACAUCUAAUGAGAACACGUCGGGUGCGCUGCCGAUCCCGAACCAUGUGGUUCUCAAUCAUUUGGUGACCACGAGUAUAAAGCACAACACGUUAUGUGUGGCCUCUAUUAUAAGAUACAAACACAAGUACGUGACUCAAAUACUGUAUGCCCCAUUACAAUGA